This is a messenger RNA of Solanum verrucosum, 819 nucleotides long. RefSeq names its product chitinase 2-like. NCBI's taxonomy places the organism in Eukaryota, Viridiplantae, Streptophyta, Magnoliopsida, Solanales, Solanaceae. Bases 10 to 819 code for a protein of 269 amino acids. The record is from RefSeq and is a predicted model, not a curated record. Gene Ontology annotation, molecular function: hydrolase activity, hydrolyzing O-glycosyl compounds. The transcript is spliced from 2 exons. Gene Ontology annotation, biological process: carbohydrate metabolic process.
GGGAAGGUAAUGAUGGAGUAUAUUGGAGCAACAGGCAAACCAAUAACAUUUGAUGAUGUUCCAAUUGAUGAGGGAAUUGACUUUCAUUUCAUUCUUAGUUUUGCUAUUGAUGCUGACUCUUUAGGGAACCCACAAAAUGGCAAAUUCUCACCUUAUUGGGCAUCAACCCUAACGCCAGAAUCAGUUGCAUCAAUUAAAUCCAAAUACCCUAAUGUCAAAGUCUUGGCUAGCCUGUCUGGUUGGAGUAUAGGUUCAAAAGUCCUUAACUGGUACAAGCCUAUUGACACUCAACAAUGGCUAUCAAAUGCAUUCACUUCCCUCAAAUCAAUUGUCAACACAUAUCACCUUGAUGGCAUUGACAUUGACUAUGAGAGAUUCCCAAAACACAAUGAAACUUUCUCUUAUUGCAUAGGAGAAUUAAUAACUUUCCUGAAGAACCAAAGUGUUAUAUCUAUAGCAACUAUUGCACCAUAUUAUAGAACAAUUUUGCCAUACAUAGAGUUAUACAAAAACUAUGGAGAUUCAAUUGACUAUGUAAAUCAUCAAUUUUAUACAGAUAAAGUUACUACACCAAAAGGUUAUUUGAAGGCUUUUGUUCUAAGGAGUGAACAAUUUGAUAAAGAGAAAGUAAUUCCUAGCUAUGAAGUGGAUGGAAGAGGAAUUCAAGGUGAUGCAUUUUUUGAUGCUUUGAAAUUAUUGGAAAGUAAUGGAUUUCAUGUUAAUGGUGCAAUGAUAUACUCUGCUGAUGCUUCCUCUGAGGAUAAUUACAUUUACGAGAGGAAAAUUCAAGCAUUCUUGUUAAAUUCUACUAGUGUAUGA